Nematocida minor is the source of this 1434-nucleotide messenger RNA. RefSeq lists its product as uncharacterized. The coding region runs from base 1 to 1434 and encodes 477 amino acids. The record is from RefSeq and is a predicted model, not a curated record. Lineage: Eukaryota; Fungi; Microsporidia. The transcript has a single exon.
AUGGCAGUGGGUUCCGAGACCUUUGAAGAAGAAAACAUUGCGCAGCAGUACGAAACGCUGUUUAAGAGGACAGCAGAGCAGGAGAGAAGGUACAACGAAAUAGACAGGAAAAUAAACAACGAGAUCAUAAGGCUGCUUAUUGUCGAGUACACUGCAGUCGAAAAAGAUAAACAAACACUGAAGGAAGAGGUGGAGAAGCUGGAGCAGGAGAAAGAGGCAAGAGAGGCAGCGGAGGCAGAGGUGGAGACAAAGACAAAAGAAACAGAAGAAAAAGAGAAAGCGCUGAAAGAAGCCCACAAGUCGAAGAAAGAGGCAGAGAAGCAGCUGGCAGACCUUCAAAAGGCAAUAGAGUCACUGAAGGCGCAGUCCGCACAGAAGUCCGAAGAAAAAGCAGAAAAAGUAGAAGAGAUAAAACAGAUGAAGUCUAAAGAGAAAGAGCUGAUCACUGAGCUGAAGGAGAAGGAAAAAACCAUCCAGAGCAAGGAGAAAGAGCUGGAGAAAGAGAUAGAGAGCAAAAAUAAGGAGGUUGAAAAAGCACAGAUAUUAUCCAAGGAGAUAGCAGAAGCGCAGAAAGAGCUCGACAAAAAAGAGAAAAAGAUCGGCGAAAAAGAGAAAGAAAUAUCUCAGCUAGAAACUGCCUUGAAAGAAGUGAGAAAAGUCAGGGAAAAGAAAGAGGAGGAGACAUACGAGAAAGAGAGAGACCUCAAAAGAAAAAUCUCUGAGCUGGAGGAUAAGAUAAAAGCCACACCAGAGUGUACCUCAACAAUCAAUGAAGAAAUAAACAGGCUAAAGAUAGAAAGCGAGAUAAGCAAAGCAAAGGUGGAGGAGAAGAACAAAACAAUCGAAAUACUGCAGAGCACAAUACAGCGCCUAGAGACGCUCUUUACACGGCAGAUGGAGUACGCGAUGACAAGCAUUCCAAAACAAGAGGCUGCGCCCAUAAGGAAAGUCCAGGAGACAAAAGUAGCAGCAGAGAGUAAGAAAAUAGCACCAGUUGAGAGUGUGCCUCUAGAAGCUGCACCAAGGGCAGAGCAGGAAAAGAAGAUGAAGUUGGAAAGCGUCCUUGAGAGCGAAUCCGAGGCAGAAAACUCCAUUAUUCUUGUUAAGAAAGAAAGCAAAGCACCAGCGAGUAAAAAAUUAAAUGGAAAAGCGAACAACAGUAAGCCUGCUGGCAAAGCACCAGUGAAGAGAAAGGGCAAGGGAGAGGUGAUCGACUUCAAGAAAGAGAUGACAAAGCAGACGCAGGCUAGAGAAACAAAAAGACAGAAAGAGUCAUCAGACUCUGAAAGCGACUCGGGGAAAGAGAAGAAAGACUUUAGCACGCUCUUUGGAAAGACAAAAAGCAAAAGCGUAUUUACAGGAAGACCAGAAGCAUCAUCUUUUUUUGCAAAUCUAUCGUUUUCAGAUUACGAGCCAGAGGCAUCGGAGAAAUAG